UCACCCUUUCCACACGUUCUUGUUACAAUGCCGAUGGAACUAGAACUAGGCCAAUUGACCACUGUUGAAGAAGAAGAAGAUGAACAACAACAACAACCUGAAAGGAACCCCACACUCACACCUGGCGAUGAUGGUACUGGAAUCUCCUUAUCUCUUGUUAUUAAAAGCGAAGACACUGGAGAUUUCUUGGAAGGCGAAGCUUACAUGUUUGAGAGUGACUGUGACGAAGAGUGUGAGCCUCGGGCCUCUGGUGAGAGAAAAAGACGUCGGGAGGCGGAGGAUGGGGACCGUGAUGAAGAGGAGGAUGAUGACGACGAGGUGGUGGUGGUGAAAAGGAGGAGGGCGUGUGGAGCGGCGGCACGACCAAGAGGAAGAGGAGAGAGUAGAGGAGGAGGUAGAGAGGGAUGGAGAGGCACAGGACCAGGAAGGGGAAGAGGAAGUCGAGGGAGAGGAAGAGGAAGAGGCAUACAGCUGAACGGUGAAAUGCCAGAAGACGUUAAUGUAGAACAACACGCUGAGGGACCCAAAGACCAAGACACAGACGUCAUAAGCCGAGAAACAGGUAGAGGCAGAAGGAGCAAACUGAGGGAGCCAGAGACCAAGGCACAGGCGGCCCAAAGAGUGUUGGAGAAGGAGCAGAAGAUGUAG
Engraulis encrasicolus (European anchovy) is the source of this 648-nucleotide messenger RNA. RefSeq lists its product as uncharacterized. Lineage: Eukaryota; Metazoa; Chordata; Actinopteri; Clupeiformes; Engraulidae. The record is from RefSeq and is a predicted model, not a curated record. The coding region runs from base 28 to 648 and encodes 206 amino acids. The transcript is spliced from 3 exons.